AUGCCCCGCCCAGCCGCCCUCGCAACCCACAAGCUCCUCAGCAGCUUCCACCACAACCCCGCGCUGCCAAAGCACACAUUCUACUUCCUCGCCUCGGUCGCCUUCUCGGCGCUCAACCGGCCCGACGAGAUACCGCGCAUCUGGCGCUACGCGCUCGAGAACGUCGCCAUCCCGGGCAGCGCCGAGGAGGAGUAUGUGAAGAGGGAGCUGGCGGGGAGGAUGGCGGAGCAGGAGGAGGGAAGGGAGAGUGCGCUCGUGAUACAUCGAAAGAUUAGAGAGGCGCUGUUGAAGAGUGUGGUCAUUUGCGGGUUGCCGGUGACCAUCAACGCCCUCACCGCCCUCACCACCGCCACGCCCCCCCACCUGCUCCCCCCUCCCCCACCGGCCGCCGCAGCACCCUCACCACGCCCCCCUCCCCGCUCCUCGCCCGCGGAAACACCUUCUUCAGCACGCUCUACGGCAAGGUCACCUCCCGCGUGA
This is a messenger RNA of Morchella importuna, 480 nucleotides long. RefSeq lists its product as uncharacterized. NCBI's taxonomy places the organism in Eukaryota, Fungi, Ascomycota, Pezizomycetes, Pezizales, Morchellaceae. The record is from RefSeq and is a predicted model, not a curated record. Bases 1 to 480 code for a protein of 159 amino acids. The transcript has 2 exons.